Sphaeramia orbicularis (orbiculate cardinalfish) is the source of this 792-nucleotide messenger RNA. RefSeq lists its product as uncharacterized. The coding region runs from base 32 to 379 and encodes 115 amino acids. The record is from RefSeq and is a predicted model, not a curated record. The transcript has 5 exons. NCBI's taxonomy places the organism in Eukaryota, Metazoa, Chordata, Actinopteri, Kurtiformes, Apogonidae.
GGGGGUGAGGAGGAGACUAACUGAGGAGGAGAUGGGCUGUACCUCUGCUAAACAGGUGUCUGCGGUGCCCAGCAGUGAGGAGGCCCAGAACAAAGGCUUCAGCAACGGGGACCUGGUGUCCGACGAGUACAAGAUGAAAGCGGUGGAAAAAGUCAAGUACAUGAGCGGAGAAGAGGGAGGAGUGGACGGCCAGGACAGCACAGAGAAAAGUGCUCUACUUGGUCAGAGUCAAAACCUGGAUGAAACAGGGUCAAAUGGAAACGGAAAAAUCCUGAGCAUCCACUCGUCGGAGAGUCAGCAGGAAUUCUUCAGGAUGCUGGACGAGAAAAUCGAAAAGGGCCGGGACUACUGCUCAGAGGAGGAAGAUAUGAUGACAUAGCGCUGCAGUGUUGUAUUCAUCAGUCCUUGUGUGAGAGGAACUGUCACUCUGGUGUUACCGACGGACCGGACGUGGUCUUAUCAGUCAUGUGGAAGGGGACUCGUCUCGAAUGUGGAAAAUGGAUUGACACCUUCCUGCUCGUCUGACCAACCCGAGAGGAAAAGAAUACGACUGUAAACGGUACCAUAAGUUCUGCAGUGGGAUUUAGGUGAACCUCCUUCAUGAAGCCGUCACACUUGGGAUUCUGGGAACUCUUGACUGGAAGGUUGGCUUCCUAUUGGAGGAUGGAACACCCAGACUGUGACGGAGCGGUGAUCCUGUGGACACGGCCUCUUUGUGACAAUAACGUCUCUAUCUGCAUCGCAUUUACUCUCGAAUGCCUCGGAUUGGGUUUUUGCAUUCCAAACACAGUA